This is a messenger RNA of Gopherus evgoodei (Goodes thornscrub tortoise), 583 nucleotides long. Its product is annotated as C-X-C motif chemokine 13-like. Gene Ontology annotation, cellular component: extracellular region. Bases 162 to 533 code for a protein of 123 amino acids. Gene Ontology annotation, molecular function: CXCR chemokine receptor binding; chemokine activity. Lineage: Eukaryota; Metazoa; Chordata; Testudines; Testudinidae. The transcript has 5 exons. Gene Ontology annotation, biological process: antimicrobial humoral immune response mediated by antimicrobial peptide; inflammatory response; neutrophil chemotaxis. The record is from RefSeq and is a predicted model, not a curated record.
UGCAAACCUCAGGCAGAGGAGAAUGGAGGUUGCUCCCAGCUUGUGCACCUGAGGCAGGGAGUCCGAAUUUUGUUUAUAAACAGAGUGAGUAGUGGCGAUUAAGGACUCUGAAUAGAAAAUUCCAUUGUGAAGGCUAAUCUCCGGCAAGUUCCCCUUUUUGGAUGGAAAUAAAAAGAAGAAUCAUUCAAGCUGCAUUCAGUCUAACAGAGGCCAAGAUGAAGAAGCUGGCUGUAGUCCUGGCAAUAUCCCUGAUUGUAACUGACCUCACUCCCCUGACUGGUCUACCUAUGGAAAGCCUUCUAACCAACCAGAGAUGCAGAUGCCGCAAGCAAACUUCAGAUGUCAUCAGUGCUUCGAAGAUUCGUUUUAUUGAGGUGAUUCCUCAGGGGAUUCAGUGUAGAAGGAAGGAGAUUAUACUUACUCUGAAGAAUACACAGAAAGUCUGCGUGUAUCCCAAUGCCCCGUGGAUCCAGCUAUUGCUCCGUAAGCUGACGCAGAGUAAUAGCAUCAGCGCAGUGCAAUUCUUUGACUGAUUUUUCCCAGCAAAGGAAACCGACCAGAUGCAGGCUUACUAAUGGACUGA